AUGGUCCGCUUCCUCACCGACAAGCGCAUAGCCCCGUCCCCAACAACAAACCCCCAGCCCCUUCUCGUAAUCGGCGCCGGUCUCCCCAGAACAGCAACAUCCUCCCUCCAAGCAGCCCUAGAACAACUAAACAUAACCCCCUGCCUCCACAUGGCCCAAAUAAUCCCCCAUCCCUCACGCCAAAAGCUCCUCAUCGCAACCACACAUACCAAAGAUAUCCCAACACGCCAAAAGCAAGUCUCCGCCCUAAUAUCAGGCUACGCCGCCGUCUGCGAUAUGCCAGCUGUAUUCCAUCUUGCCGAUAUGUUGGACAUGUACCCAGACGCACGCGUGAUCCUGACAACGCGUCCUAGCGCGGAGACAUGGGCUGAAAGUUGUCGCGAGAGCUUGGGGUUCUUUUUUACGCCCCAGUUUGGAGUUCUUGGGUUUCUUUGGAGCUCGGAGAGACUGUGGUUUAACCUCAAUAUGAGGAUACUGCAAUGGUGUAAAGAGAAGUUUGGGGGCGUGGAUGUUUUUUCGGGGGAGUUUUAUUUGAGGUAUAAUGAGUAUGUUCGGGGUAUUGUUAGGGAGCGUGGGGGUAAGGUAUUGGAGUUUAAGGCCGAGGAUGGGUGGGGACCGCUUUGUGAAUUUCUUGGGAGGGAGGUUCCUGUGGGUGAGUUUCCGAGGGUUAAUGAGAGGAAGACCUUUGUUUUCAUUAAGCGGGUUUUGGUUGCGAAGGGGAUUAUUAGUUGGGGGGUGCUUGGGGGAUUGGUUUGGUUGGUGUGGAUGUAUGGAAUGGCUUUAUUGGUCUACCUGGGUACCUACCUAGGUAUGUAG
Molecule: messenger RNA, 816 nt
Organism: Penicillium coprophilum
Lineage: Eukaryota; Fungi; Ascomycota; Eurotiomycetes; Eurotiales; Aspergillaceae
Product: sulfotransferase family protein
Exons: 1
Coding region: 1-816 (271 amino acids)
Source: RefSeq, a predicted model, not a curated record